This is a messenger RNA of Cordyceps fumosorosea ARSEF 2679, 921 nucleotides long. Its product is annotated as uridylate kinase. Gene Ontology annotation, cellular component: nucleus; cytoplasm. The transcript has 2 exons. Gene Ontology annotation, molecular function: UMP kinase activity; ATP binding. The coding region runs from base 1 to 921 and encodes 306 amino acids. Lineage: Eukaryota; Fungi; Ascomycota; Sordariomycetes; Hypocreales; Cordycipitaceae. The record is from RefSeq and is a predicted model, not a curated record. Gene Ontology annotation, biological process: 'de novo' pyrimidine nucleobase biosynthetic process; CDP biosynthetic process; UDP biosynthetic process.
AUGUCGAUCCGCUUGCCCCUCGGACGCCUGGCCAGCCGUCGUUUGACGACACCGCAGCCAAUCUCGACAGCCACCCGCCCGGCCACCCUGCCUCGAGUGCUUCGCCAGCAGCAGCAGCGCGCGUACUCGUCCGAACCCCCGCGCGCAAACAACCCCAACAAGGUCAAGUUCUGGCCAUUCUUCGCCAUCAUUGGUCUCGGCACGGCUGGCUACAUCGCCCUGGCGAACCGCCGUAAGGGCACCGCUCCCGUCCCCGGCGGCUCCCAGCCCAACACCCCCACCGCCUCCGGCGCCGCCGACGCCGCCGGCCCCGUCUUCUCGCCCAAAGACGUCACCGUCGUCUUCGUGCUCGGCGGUCCCGGCGCCGGCAAGGGCACGCAGUGCGCGCGCCUCGUCGCCGAGCACGGCUUCACGCACCUUUCGGCGGGCGACCUGCUGCGCGCGGAGCAGGACCGGCCCGGCUCGCAGUUUGGCGACCUGAUCCGCGACUACAUCAAGAACGGUCUCAUCGUGCCGAUGGAGGUGACGGUCAAGCUGCUGGAGAACGCCAUGGCCGACGCGCUGCGCGCCUCGGGCGGGCGCACCGGCCGCUUCCUCAUCGACGGCUUCCCGCGCAAGCUCGACCAGGCGUACAAGUUCGAGGAGUCGGUGUGCCCGGCCAGGCUGGUGCUGUUUUUUGACUGCCCGGAGAAGGUCAUGGAGGCGCGCCUGCUGGACCGCGGUAAGACGAGUGGUCGCGCGGACGACAACGCGGAGAGCAUCCGCAAGCGCUUCCGCGUCUUCGUCGAGACGAGCAUGCCGGUCGUCGACUACUACGAGCGUCAGGGCAAGGUAGUCAAGGUCCAGGCCGUCUCUGCACCUGAAGAGGUCUUUGCUGAGACGCAGAAGCGCCUCCGCGAGAGACUUGGCGCCGGCUUCUAA